Molecule: messenger RNA, 1905 nt
Organism: Besnoitia besnoiti
Lineage: Eukaryota; Apicomplexa; Conoidasida; Eucoccidiorida; Sarcocystidae
Exons: 4
Coding region: 1-1905 (634 amino acids)
Source: RefSeq, a predicted model, not a curated record
AUGCGUCAGUUCUCAAGUCACGGCGCCGCCUCCGCCCAGCCGCCGCCCCCGGCGGCGGAGCGGCGCAGCUUGUCUCCGCUUCACUCUCAGCCGCGGUCGCGGUGGGCUCUGUUUUCGCGGCUGUUUGCUUGUGGCGGCGCACGGGAUCGCGGAGGGCGCGGUGAGGAGGGCGGCCAGCCGAGCGUCUACGAGGCCCUGAGAGAGGCAGUGGCUCAAUGGUCCGAAGGCUCGUCGCGCUGUUUUUGCUUCGGCCUGCAUGUCGUGCCCACGGACGUCGUCGUCCUCGGAUUCCUCCUCCUCCUCAUUCUUCUGCACGUCUCCCUCUUCCUCGCAUUCUGGGUCGGCGCUAUACUGAAGGCCGACAGAAACUUGUUGGACAAGGGACUGGACGCGUCUUCGAAGCCAAAGAUGCAGACCCCGGGCUCGACGGUGGAGCCACUCGAUCCCGUCGCUGCUGAGUUUCGCGACGCCGUCAUCCCCUACACAUAUGCAGCUUUUCUGACCCUCGCAACUGCCAUGCCUGUUUUCGUUAUUGCCGUGAUCUAUUUUCUCUUUUAUCGCGGCUUGGCUGCGACGACUUUGAGCCGCCGCCUUCACAGCGCAGUGCCGGUGAUCCACGUCGGUGCGCAGCCCAACAGCUGCUCUGCUGCAUGCUCUGGCGCCACACGGCAAGACACGAACGGGGGGGGACAGCGAGAUCCCGGGGGCAGGCGCGGGUCUGUCGGCCGGCGACCCCUCGACGGCGAAGGCGCACAAGAUUGCAGCGAGUGCGGAGAGAUACCAGGGCGUGGUCGCCAGGCAGGAGGGCGAGCCCGAGGCGGCGACGCAGACGGGCCUGCGGAGACCCCCAUGAGCGCAGAGGAACGCGAAGCUCUGCAGCAAGAAGCGCGAGAGCUGCCGCUGCAGGCCCUCGUGUACAUGAUCUACGGCUUCGGGUUCACAGUGUCGCUGGUAUGGAUGGUGUGUUCGCAUAUCCCACGGGCACUGUGCCGAAAGUGCGCGGCUCCAACUACCGGACAGCAGUGGGUGGAAUGGGGGUGCUUGCUGGUUUUCGCUAUCAUGUGGACGGUGGCGUAUUUCAUUUGUCCCUCUCGUCACGACAUCGAGAAGCGACACCAGACCGCGCGCCGCAUGCGUGAGCGGCUGGCGGCGUAUCGCUCGCUGGCGUCUUUGGAGACGGCCACACCGUCGAGUUCGUUGCUGGGCUUGGGACCUCGCGCCGCCUCGUAUACGCCGUCAGUUCGAAACGGGGCCUCCACGGACACUUACCGCGCGAGUCCCUCGCACUCCGUCUUUCUCCCCGUCCACGACUCAGCCCGAAGCGGCGGCCUGGCCUACGAGGGCUGGAAGGCCCGCGGGGCCAGCAGCUUUUCGCCUGAACCCAAGCGUGUGGGGUCUGUUAGGGAAGCGACAGAUGGAGACACAGCCGACGAUGAUGAACUCGCCCUUGCAUUUCCGAGUGCGGGCGGCGGGGCGAAGCCGCGCGCGUUUUCCAUUCCCUAUCCGUCGCCGCUGGUCCCCGGGGGGCUUUACGACGACAGGCGAGCUUCAGCAAACGGAGAGCGUCGCGACCAAAAUUGUCGUGACGGCUCCAUUGAACUUCAGGGAAACGCACGAGAACGCCGCACCGAUGGCGUCCACGACGGAGGCUCCGCAUCAGAUAGGCAAUGCAUAUUAGCGGCGAACGGGAGAGAUGGAGACUCCGUGCGGGUCAUAGGUCGCCAAGCGCUUGAUUCCAGAACCCUCUUCGACGGCAACAGAGGAGGAGUCAGCGGGCACAACGGGGCAGCGUCUUCGCAUCCGCGCGCGAACGGCUCCCCCCGUCCGUGUGCGGCACACGACGCGAGGGACGCGAGCCGAAGUCUACCCAUUGUGGGACGGGACGAGAAGGAUGCGAAACACUGA